Messenger RNA from Corvus hawaiiensis (hawaiian crow), 4697 nucleotides. Its product is annotated as protocadherin alpha-13-like. Lineage: Eukaryota; Metazoa; Chordata; Aves; Passeriformes; Corvidae. The record is from RefSeq and is a predicted model, not a curated record. The transcript has a single exon. Gene Ontology annotation, biological process: homophilic cell-cell adhesion. The coding region runs from base 1637 to 4192 and encodes 851 amino acids. Gene Ontology annotation, molecular function: calcium ion binding. Gene Ontology annotation, cellular component: plasma membrane.
CAGAAAUCUCUGAUAACAUUACAAGAAAACGUGCUUCAGAACCACUUCCAUUGAAAGUAUCUCUUUCCUGAAGAAGGAGCCAGGGAUGCUUCAGGUAAGUUGCUGCUACCUAAAGAUGAGUCUGAAAGACAAUUGUACCUUUAUACGUCUUUAGUCAUGGUAUCUUCAUUUUGGAUUGACCGAAUGUGCCCGGAUUUGGAAUCGGACUUGAUGAUCGCUAUGGGUGCCUUCCAGUUUGAAAUGUUCUAUGAGUCCUUUAUUGGACCAGCAGAGCACCACUGCCUCCUCUCAUUCCUAUCUUGCUGCUUCCAGACACAGUAUGAGCAAACGGCAGGAAGCACGGAUGAAGGAGGAACCCUAACACAUUUCUCAGAGUGGAUGUGUUGGGAGUCGGGGAUGUGUUCUCAGAGAAAAUGACACAGAUAACAUGACUUUGUUGCCUUUGCCCUGUGGAUCAGGCUACGCAGAGGCAUUCCACGGGGAGUAAUGCCCCUGGGGAUGGAUGUUCUUGCUGUACGUUUCUGACUGUGCUGGCCUGCCUGAAAUCUGAAGCCAGAACUUUACACUCAUUACGCAGGUGGCAAAUGAGGCUUGAAGAAUAAUUCUUCAUCGAGGUAUAUGAAGAGUGUUUGGGAACUGUGGUUGCUCCAUAUUUUUUUCAGCGUUCUAGAAGGAUUGGAGUGCUGGGCUGUGAUGGCUUUGAGUUCCUGAAGAAGAUUCCCCUGGGUUGUUCAUGCUCAUUGAAGUUUGUCUGGCAUGUGCGUGCUUCAUGGGGGAGGGUGAUGUAAUCAUAUGGAAAAAUACAUUGAUCAAGGAGAUGAAGAAGAAGCAAAGAGAGAAGAGAGUAUGUGUGUGCAUAAGGACAGUGAAGAGAAGGAAGGAAGGAAGGAAGGAAGGCAGGCAGGCAGGCAGGCAGCAGUAGAAAAAGGAAAGGGAAAGGGAGUAUCCAUAAAUGGCAUGUCACUGACACUACCACUGUAUACAGAAAGGGUGGAAGGAGAGAAAGGAGAAAAAGAAAAUAAGAAAAAAGAGAAGAGAAAGAAAAACGGAGAGAAGAUGCUCUGAAGGAAUGACACAAGGAGGUAAUUAAGAAUGGGAGAUGACAAAAAGAGAAAGAAAACGGCAGAGAAAACGAGCAGUAUGCAGCGACCUUACCUCUAAUUGCCGGUCGGACUUGGUUCCCAACAGUGACUGCCUCGAUUAGAAUAUUACGCACUCGGGAGCUGAUGGUGGCGCCGGAGACUUGGUAAAUCCGACUUGUUCUGUCAGCAGUGAGGCUCCGGAGGCGACUCGCGAGUCACCAGAAGAGAUGAAGAAGAGAACAAUGGAAAAGGCCCAAAGAAAAAAAAUGAAGGAGUGUCAGGGGAGCAACGGACGGCAGAGGAGAUGGCCAUGACGGAGCAGAGGCGCGGGCGCUGUGGCGGAGCGUGUGAGGCGGCGGAGCAGCGCACGGUGUCGCUGCAGGCUCAGGAACGGCGUCUCGGCGGCUCCGCCCCGGUGCGGCGGAGAGCCCGGCUGUGAGCGCGGGGGGGCGGCGCGGGCCGGGCAGCAGAGCCGGUGCGUCCGGGCGGCGGCGGGGAGCCGUGCGGGGCCCGUGCCGGGGCCGGCAGCCAGAGCGGCACAGGCGGCGGCGGCGAUGGGGGAGCGUUGUUGUGCGGUGGUGCGGGUGCUGGUGCUGCAGGCGGCCUGGGCGCUGUCGGGCGGGCAGGUGCGGUACUCGGUGCCGGAGGAAGCCAAGGCCGGCACGGUGGUGGGCCGUCUGGCGCAGGACCUGGGCCUGGAGGCGGGCGAGGCGGAGGCGCGGCGGCUGCGGCUGGUGGCGCAGGGCCGGCGGGCGAGCGUGGAGGUGAGCGGGGCGAGCGGCGCGCUGCUGGUGAGCUCGCGGCUCGACCGGGAGGAGCUGUGCGGCAAGAGCGCGCCGUGCGCGCUGCGGCUGGAGGUGCUGGUGGAGCGGCCGCUGCGCGUCUUCCAUGUGCAGCUGGAGGUCACCGACAUCAACGACAAUGCCCCCAUCUUCCCCGCCGCCCGGAAAAACCUCAGUUUAUCGGAGAACUCCCCUACCGGGUCUCGUUUCCCGCUGGAGGGCGCGUUGGAUGCGGAUAUCGGAGCGAACGCGCAGCUCUCCUAUACACUCAGCCCUAGCGAGCACUUCAGAAUAGAGGAAGAAAAUAGUAACUCUCGCAGUAAGUCCCUGUUUCUGCUACUCACGAGAUCUUUGGACCGCGAGACGAUUCCCGUUCACCGGUUGGUGCUGACGGCGAGUGACGGGGGCCGGCCGUCUCUGACGGGCACCAUGGAGCUGGUGAUCUCGGUGCUGGACGUGAAUGACAAUGCACCCCAGUUCAACCAGUCAGUGUAUAAUGUAGUUUUGCCCGAGGACGCAUUACAACGAACGCUUGUGGCGCGUGUGAAUGCCACGGAUCCGGACUUGGGAAUAUAUGGAGAAGUAAUUUAUGAAAUCGAUACUGUUGUUCCUCCCUCUGCCUCAGAUGUUUUCAGCAUUGAUGAGAACUCUGGGGAGAUCCGACUGACGGGCGAGCUAGACUUCGAGACAUUUAAUCUAUACGACCUAAAUGUAAAGGCAAAAGAUAAGGGGACACCGCCGCUGCUGGGUCACUGCAAGGUGGUGCUGGAGGUGCUGGACGUGAACGACAACGCACCGGAGGUGUGGGUGACGUCGCUGUCGGUGCCGGUGCCGGAGGACGCGUCGGUGGGGACGGUGGUGGCCCUGCUGAGCGUGUCGGACCGGGACUCGGGGGCGAACGGUCGCGUGCGGUGCUGGGUGUGGCCGGCGUCGCCGUUCGGUCUGGAGGCGACGUUCGCGGGCUCGUACUCGCUGGUGCUGCGCGAGGCGCUGGACCGGGAGCGGGUGUCGGAGUACGAGGUGGAGGUGCGUGCGGAGGACGGCGGGGCGCCGGCGCUGCGCGGCAGGCGCGGGCUGCGGGUGGCGGUGUCGGACGUGAACGACAACGCGCCGGCGUUCGCGCAGGCCGUGUACACGGUGCUGGCGCGGGAGAACAACGCGGCGGGCGCGGAGCUGGCGCGGCUGUGGGCGCGGGACCCGGACGAGGCGGGCAACGGGCGCGUGAGCUACUCGGUGUGGGAGGGCGGCGUGGGCGGCGGGUGGCGUCCGGCGUCGAGCUACGUGUCGGUGGACGCGGAGAGCGGGCGUCUGUGGGCGCUGCAGCCCUUGGACUACGAGGAGCUGCAGGUGCUGCAGUUCGAGGUGCGUGCGGUGGACGCGGGCGAGCCGCCGCUGUGCGGCAACGCCACGGUGCAGCUGUUCGUGCUGGACGAGAACGACAACGCGCCGGCGCUGCUGCCGCCUGCGGGCUCGGCGCCGGAGGCGGGCGGCGUGGCGGGCGAGGCGGCGGCGGCGGCGACGGCGGCGGGCUCGGUGUCGGUGUCGGGCACGCUGUGGGCGUGGGCGGCGUGGGGGGCGCCGGCGGGGCAGGUGGUGGCGAAGAUCCGCGCCGUGGACGCCGACUCGGGCUACAACGCGUGGCUGCGCUACGAGCUGUGGGAGCCGCGGGGCAAGGGCCUGUUCCGCGUGGGGCUCUACAGCGGCGAGGUGAGCACGGCGCGGGCGCUGGAGGAGGCGGACGGCCCUCGCCAGCGGCUGCUGAUCGUGGUGCGCGACCACGGCGAGCCGGCGCGCUCGGCCACGGCCACGCUCAGCGUGUCGCUGGUGGAGGCCGCCGAGGCGGCGCUGGCCGCGGCCGCGGGAUCGUCGUCGUCGUCGUCGCGGUCGGCGGCGGGCGCGGAGAUGGGCGCUGGUGCGGCGAGUGCGGCGACGAACGUGUGGCUGGUGGUGGCCAUCUGCGCGGUGUCGAGCCUGUUCCUGCUGGCCGUGGUGCUGUACGGGGCGUCGCGCUGGGCGCCGCGGGCGGCCGUGCUGUCGGGGCCCGGGCCCACGACGCUCGUGUGCGCCAGCGAAGUGGGCAGCUGGUCGUACUCGCAGCGCCACAGCCGGAGCCUGUGCGUGGCGGACGGCGCGGGCAAGAGCGACCUCAUGGUUUUCAGCCCCAACUUCCCUCCGCCGCCGCCCGGCCCCGCGGCCAAGGACACGCAGCCGGAGCCCUCCGCUCUCCUGGACACGGUCAGUGGCCCUCCCUUGCUCUCACCCUUUCGUCCGCCGCCUCUUUUCUCCUCUGCCUAUUGUCUGCCACCCCUGUGUAGUUGCUACUUGUAGCUGGGCUCCGCCCCCGCAGCCUGAGGGCAGUGGGUGUUGAAGGAUAUUAAAGGGACCUUUCCAUCCACCGCCGUGUCCUUCCUGGCAAUUUCUUGGUGUGUGGAAGCCGAAAUAAGAUUAUUAUGGCACCCCAGAUCACUUACCAUCCGCAGCUGAGUGUUGCUGCGUUGGGCAGGAGUUGUACUCGAGAAUUAAAUUACUGCUGAUUACAAUGAGGGGUGCCCCGAGGUGCCAGCUUUGCAGGCAACUUUCUUGCUUGCUGCCAUGUAGGGUUUCAGUGUGAGCUUGGUGCAGGAAUACAAGAGACACUGUGGUGGCGACAGUCCCCCAAUCACUAUGUAUUGACUUAAUGCCUUUGCUGGCUUCUGACCAUAUUGGUAUUAGGUCUGGAUUAUUAUUGAGCACUAUCCUCUUUCAUUUUCAUUGCAAGAGAUGUGACACAAAAUUACACUCGGGACUUCAGAUUUUUGGCUCCCUGUGGAAAUAACAAUUCUGCAUUUAGGUU